AUCAGAACUUGCUUGAGACAGCUGAAGUAGAGCUCUCCAGGUGUGAAGAGUCACAAGGUUUCAUGUCAGUUUGGCAAAGAGUGGACGCACAGGGCAGCUUGUGAUGGCAGCACCGCAGGGGCCAUUUUUGGCCGCUGUGUUAGUCCUUGUGUCUUCGCUUCUCGGCUCCUCUUCCUCACUUGCCUGUCUGCAGUCCUGCACCUGUCAGAGUGCUUUCCUGUUGAACUGUUCCUCAGCUGGCCUUUCCUCGGUGCCCCAGCACAUCCAGGACUCUGUCACGGAGCUGGACUUUUCUCAUAACCUCCUCAAAUCUGUAACAUUUCACCAGCCACAUUAUAACCUCAGGAGUGUGUGGCUGGGAAACAACGGUAUCACACGUUUGUCCCUGUGCACUGGAAGAAACCUCGGUGGUCAACAUCUUAGAGAUACAUAUCGCUCAAGACCUUGGAACAGACAGAAAUGUGUACCUUGGGCCCCCACCCUGCAGCUGCUCUCUGUUGAGAUGAAUCAGCUACGCCAACUCCCAGAGGGGCUGGAGGGUAUUGAAUCCUUGGAGGUUCUGCAGCUCUCUUUCAACAGGAUCUCAACUCUACAACUGGGAGAACUUAGCCAUCUUCAGCAACUGAAAGAGUUACACUUACAACAUAACCUCAUCACAAGUCUCCAUCCACAGAUGUUUCAGGAUUUACCCCAGCUCAAAGUCCUAGAUCUGAGCUUCAACAUGUUGACCAGCAUCCAUCCUUUAAUGUACCUCACCCUGCAAAACAUUGGAACAGACGUUAGGCUGCUUGGAAACAGGUGGCAGUGUGACUGCAGGAUGCACAGUCUGAGACGCCGGAUAGCCUUUGACAGCAGCAGAGGCCUGCAGGUCUGGAGCAUCAUGUGUGCUUCUCCAUCCACCCUCUCAGGCAGAGAUCUGCUUCAGCUGCAGGAUGAUGACCUGAACUGCCUCAGUACUGCUAACAUCCCAGAGCUCCAUCAGGAUGUGACAGUCCAGAGGGGCUCCGAGAUACUGCUGUCCUGUUCAGCAGAAGAUUCAGUGUGGUGGACGCCCAAUGGAAAAGCGUCUGUGAACCAGCCUGAUGGUGGUCUGCUCAUCAGUGACAUCACAGAGAGUGACACGGGACUGUAUGUGUGUGUGUCUAAAGAAAAACAGGUUGUGUCUGUUUUUAACCUCCAAAUCAGUCAAAUAGGUGGUGCAAGAAGAAAACCUAGAAGUUUGUCUGAAACCAGCCAAUACAUAAUCCAAGCAGGCUCCACAAAGAGUAUGCGUAAUGGGACAAGUCCAGGAGCUGGAGCAGUUACUCAGUCUGACUUGGCACUGGCUGUGUGUCUAUCUAUUUUCAUCACAUUUCUGAUUGCCUUUAUCCUUGGAGUCCUUGCAAGACCAUGUAUCGAUGCUCUUUGGAAAAGAGUCACCGAAAAGAACAUCAAUACACGGUCCCGUGAAGCUAACUCUGCAGUCUCUGUAGAACAAACACAAUAUGACAAUGAGGCCUUCUCCACUGGAGAGGAACUAGAAAUGACAGGACAUCACAGGGAAAGGAGAGUCACAUUUACCACUGUAGACUACAGAGAAGAUGCCAACGUACAGUAUUAUGAUACUGUAGCCAGUGGCAAUCCGGAAAGCAUCUAUAAUAAUGUAGUGAUUGAUUGUGAAGUUAGUGAGGCUCAGAAUAUUAAACAUACUCCUGAAGAUUCAGGAAAUGAAAGUAGCUCACAUCAGAGCAUUUCAGAGGGUAGACUAAAUGAUGGCAGAGAUCACACUAGUGCUGGACAUAGGCACAACAUGGAGUUUGAACCUAUCCCAGAUCCUGCUGAGCUAGAGGAAAAGAGAAGCCUAUCUUCUUCAAGCUCAGAUUCUUCACUAUCUGAAAAAGAAUUCAAAGAGCACCACACAAUGCCCAAGGCUCCUAAGGUCACAGAGGACCCUUUUCAACAGAAAACUGAUUGCUCAAUACUUACAAAAGUAGAGGUGCCACAAAGAUCACUAGAAGGCAAAAGUAAAAUGCCUGGAUUUACCUCUGAGCCAUGGUCACCACACACAACAGACCCUGGUUAUUUAGAGGAAAAUGAAGAACUAUUUGAAUUUAGUGAUUCCGUUCAAAGUCCAUCUCCCAGGUCAGGUAGUAUAAUUGGUUCUUCUAAUAAGUCAAAACUUACUGUGGCAACCCCUUCCAAAAAACACAAGCGGGAUUCUGUGUCCAGCUCCAGCUCAAACAACAGUGAGGAUGAGCCUACAGUUUACAAAGCCAACUGUGACCAGCAAAUCAAGCCUGCAGUGAAACCAGAGCACUCGUUUUCCUCCGAUUCCAGUGACAGUGAUAAGGAGCCACACCAGAACACAGUUGAGCUAGAAAUUGAUAAAGAUAGCACAGUGAAAGUUAAACCAAAGCCACAGACAAAGUGGCGUGAUUUCUAUUCGGAUACCAGUCAGAGUAAGAAUCUGGACGCCAAAGCACCUUCACCAUCUAUAAGAGAUUCAUCCUCUUCCAGCAGUGACAGUGAAGCAGAUUCCAAAGUAGACUCAAGUAUAGACAGAAUAAGCCAAUUCAAAGAGCAUUCACACAUCACCGCUCCAUUACCGGAGUCAAAUUCAUCUUCCAGAAGCAUGAGGAAAGAUUCAGAUAUCAAAGAACCUUCAUCAGCCUCUAGUUCAUCUUCUAGUAGUGAAAGUGAUGAUGAAACAGGCCACAAAGUGCAGCAGAGUCCAGGGAAGUUGGGCAUUCCACCCCGCCCAUUCAGAGAAUCUCAAACAAAGAGUCCUGAUCCAAAUGCAAAGUGGCCUACCAUUGAUCUUCUACACAUUCCUCAUGUUAAGCGGCGCCUAGAUAUCAAAGCACCAUCAGUAGGUUCUGACACAUCUUCUAGCAGUGACAGUGAGGAGGAAACAACGAAACACAUAAAGAAACAGGAGCAAGGAGGUAUAUAUAUGCCAAUUGUUCCAAAUCGGUCAUCUCAAAAAAUAAAACAAGAGGAUAAUAUUCGAAGGCCUGCCAUUCCUCCUGAGCGUCCCAGGAGUAUCAAGAAAGACUCAGAUGUCAAAGAACCUUCAUCAGCCUCUAGUUCAUCUUCUAGUAGUGAGAGUGAAGAUGAAACAGACCACAAAGUGCAACAGAGUCCAGGGAAGUUGGGCAUUCCACCCCGCCCAUUCAGAGAAUCUCAAACAAAGAGUCCUGAUCCAAAUGCAAAGUGGCCUACCAUUGAUCUUCAACACAUUCCUCACGUUAAGCGCCGCCUAGAUAUCAAAGCACCAUCAGUAGAUUCUGACACAUCUUCUAGCAGUGAAAGUGAGGAGGAAACAACGAAACACAUAAAGAAACAGGAGCAAGGAGGUAUAUAUAUGCCAAUUGUUCCAAAUAGGUCAUCUCAAAAAAUAAAUCAAGAGGAUGAAAUUCGAAGACCUGCCAUUCCUCCUGAGCAUCCCAGGAGUAUCAAGAAAGAUUCAGAUGUCAAAGAACCUUCAUCAGCCUCUAGUUCAUCUUCUAGUAGUGAAAGUGAUGAUGAAGCAGGCCACAAAGUGCAGCAGAGUCCGGGGAAUUUGGGCAUUCCACCCCGCCCAUUCAGAGAAUCUCAAACAAAGAGUCCUGAUCCAAAUGCAAAGUGGCCUACCAUUGAUCUUCUACACAUUCCUCACAUUAAGCGCCGCCUAGAUAUCAAAGCACCAUCAGUAGAUUCUGACACAUCUUCUAGCAGUGACAGUGAGGAGGAAACAACGAAAAACAUAAAGAAACAGGAGCAAGGAGGUAUAUAUAUGCCAAUUCUUCCAAAUAGGUCAUCUCAAAAAAUAAAUCAAGAGGAUGAAAUUCGAAGACCUGCCAUUCCUCCUGAGCGUCCCGGGAGCAUCAAGAAAGAUUUAGAUUUCAAAGAACCUUCAUCAGCCUCUAGUUCAUCUUCAAGUAGUGAGAGUGAAGAUGAAACAGACCACAAAGUGCAGCAGAGUCCAGGUAAUUUAGGCAUUCCACUCCGCCCAUUCAGAGAAUCUCAAACAAAGAGUCCUGAUCCAAAUGCAAAGUGGCCUACCAUUGAUCUUCUGCACAUUCCUCACAUUAAGCGCCGCCUAGAUAUCAAACCACCAUCAGUAGAUUCUGACACAUCUUCUAGUAGUGACAGUGAGGAGGAAACACUACAGAAACAAGACCAAGGAGCUUUACAUAUUCCAAUUCUUCCAAAUUGGUCAUCUCAAAAAGCCAGUCGUGAGCAUGACAUUCGAAGGCCUGCCAUUCCUCCUGAGCAUCCCAGGAGUAUCAAGAAAGAUUCAGAUAUCAAAGAACCUUCAUCAGCCUCUAGUUCAUCUUCUAGUAGUGAGAGCGAAGAUGAAACAGACCACAAAGUGCAGCAGAGCCCAGGAAAGUUGGGCAUUCCACCCCGCCCAUUCAGAGAAUCUCAAACAAAGAGUCCUGAUCCAAAUGCAAAGUGGCCUACCAUUGAUCUUCUACACAUUCCUCACAUUAAGCGCCGCCUAGAUAUCAAAGCACCAUCAGUAGGUUCUGACACAUCUUCUAGCAGUGAAAGUGAGGAGGAAACAAUAAAGAAACAAGAGCAAGGAGGUAUAUAUAUGCCAAUUCUUCCAAAUAGGUCAUCUCAAAAAAUAAAUCAAGAGAAUGAAAUACGAAGACCUGCCAUUCCUCCUGAGCGUCCCAGGAGUAUCAAGAAAGAUUCAGAUGUCAAAGAACCUUCAUCAGCCUCUAGUUCAUCUUCUAGUGAAAGUGAAGAUGAAAUUGGCCACAAAGUGCAGCAGAUUGCAGGAAAGUUGAGCAAUCCACCCCGCCCAUUCAGAGAAUCUCAAACAAAGAGUCCUGAUCCAAAUGCAAAGUGGCCUACCAUUGAUCUUCUACACAUUCCUCACAUUAAGCGCCGCCUAGAUAUCAAAGCACCAUCAGUAGAUUCUGACACAUCUUCUAGCAGUGACAGUGAGAAGGAAACAGUAAAGAAACAAGACCAAGGAGCUGUACAUAUUCCGAUUCUUCCAAAUUGGUCAUCUCAAAAAGCCAGCCGCGAGCAUGACAUAAGAAAGCCUGCCAUUCUUCCUGAGCGUCCCAGGAGUAUCAAGAAAGAUUCAGAUAUCAAAGAACCUUCAUCAGCCUCUAGUUCAUCUUCUAGUUGUGAGAGCGAAGAUGAAACAGACCACAAAGUGCAGCAGAGUCCAGGAAAGUUGGGUAUUGCAUCUCGCCCAUUCAGAGAAUCUCAAACAAAGAGUGCUGAUCCAAAUGCAAAGUGGCCUACCAUUGAUCUUCUACACAUUCCUCACAUUAAGCGGCGCCUAGAUAUCAAAGCACCAUCAAUAGAUUCUGACACAUCUUCUAGCAGUGAAAGUGAGGAGGAAACAAUAAAGAAACAAAACCAAGGAGGUGUACAUAUUCCAAUUCUUCCAAAUAGGUCAUCUCAAAAAAUAAAUCAAGAGAAUGAAAUACGAAGACCUGCCAUUCCUCCUGAGCGUCCCAGGAGUAUCAAGAAAGAUUCAGAUAUCAAAGAACCUUCAUCAGCCUCUAGUUCAUCUUCUAGUAGUGAGAGCGAAGAUGAAACAGACCACAAAGUGCAGCAGAGCACAGGAAAGUUGGGCAUUCCACCCCGCCCAUUCAGAGAAUCUCAAACAAAGAGUCCUGAUCCAAAUGCAAAGUGGCCUACCAUUGAUCUUCUACACAUUCCUCACAUUAAGCGGCGCCUAGAUAUCAAAGCACCAUCAGUAGAUUCUGACACAUCUUCUAGCAGUGACAGUGAGAAGGAAACAGUAAAGAAACAAGACCAAGGAGCUGUACAUAUUCCGAUUCUUCCAAAUAGGUCAUCUCAAAAAGCCAGCCGCGAGCAUGAUAUAAGAAAGCCUGCCAUUCUUCCUGAGCGUCCCAGGAGUAUCAAGAAAGAUUCAGAUAUCAAAGAACCUUCAUCAGCCUCUAGUUCAUCUUCUAGUGAAAGUGAAGAUGAAAUUGGCCACAAAGUGCAGCAGAUUCCAGGAAAGUUGAGCAAUCCACCCCGCCCAUUCAGAGAAUCUCAAACAAAGAGUCCUGAUCCAAAUGCAAAGUGGCCUACCAUAGAUCUUCUACACAUUCCUCACAUUAAGCGGCGCCUAGAUAUCAAAGCACCAUCAGUAGAUUCUGACACAUCUUCUAGCAGUGAAAGUGAAGAGGAAACAAUAAAGAAACAAAACCAAGGAGGUGUACAUAUUCCAAUUCUUCCAAAUAGGUCGUCUCAAAAAAUAAAUCAAGAGAAUGAAAUACGAAGACCUGCCAUUCCUCCUGAGCGUCCCAGGAGUAUCAAGAAAGAUGCAGAUAUCAAAGAACCUUCAUCAGCCUCUAGUUCAUCUUCUAGUAGUGAGAGUGAAGAUGAAACAGACCACAAAGUGCAGCAGAGUCCAGGGAAGUUGGGCAUUCCACCCCGCCUAUUCAGAGAAUCUCAAACAAAGAGUCCUGAUCCAAAUGCAAAGUGGCCUACCAUUGAUCUUCUACACAUUCCUCACGUUAAGCGCCGCCUAGAUAUCAAAGCACCAUCAGUAGAUUCUGACACAUCUUCUAGCAGUGAAAGUGAGGAGGAAACAACAAAACACAUAAAGAAACAGGAACAAGCAGAUAUAUAUAGUCCAAGGCAAGAAACUGAUUUGCUUUACACAAAAACCCAAUAUGUUCAUCAUACUGGAGACAUCAAAUCAGUAUCAUCAGCUUCUGAGUCAUCUUCAAGUAGUGACAGUGAAGAUGAAAAAAGCGGCCAGACAAAGAAGCAGAGUUUGGGCUCAACGGGGUUUCAACAAUCUCAAACCAAACGUCACGAUCCUGUUUACACAUCAAGCAGCUCAGAUGAGGAGGGGAUGGAAGAUUUAAGAAACCGCCCAGUUGUAGUUAAACCAGAUUCAAGAUUGCCUGAAAUGGGCCUCACCACUAUCCCCUAUGUCAAAAAGCGUUUGGAUAUCAAGACACGUUCACCUAAGUCCUCCUCCAGCAGUGAUGAGAGUGAAGGUCGGACUACAGACCAACCUGUUAAAAUGGAUAGCAACUUAGGGUCUCCAAAUUCUACAUUGUUUAAGUUUCCUCACAUUUCAAACAAGGAUUCCAAUAUUACAUUAGAAAAGUAUGUUGUUAUAACAGAUGAGUUGAGGGAAAAUCGAAAAGACAACGUCAGCACAACACCAGAGAUAAACUCUGAGCUCCAGUCACGAUGGGCCACAAUGAAUCUUGGUGUCUCCCGAUUUAGAAAGCGCCUUGAAAUCACAUCACCGAGUUGUCAACCAUCCAAAUUGCCCUCAUCACCUCCGCCAGACUCCCCUUCUCUGAAUCCUGAAAACAAACCAGUGAAACCCUCUGAUUCCUCUUCCAGCAGCAGCAGUGAAGAUGAGUUAACAGAAAACAGAGCUCCUACAGGCAUGACAUAUGUUGACUUUCCAAUCUAUAAGCGUUCAAUUAUGAAAACUUCAUCGCUACCUGAUAAUUCUUUCUCCCCCAGUGGCCAAAUGGUAAAUGUUGCACAGGAAAGUGAAAAGGACAGAAAUUCAUCACUUGCUCCAAAGAGAGUAUCCAGUGUGAGCUUUGAGGAUGAAGUAAGGAGAAGGAUUGAACAAAGACACAACGCAAAUGUAGAUAUACCACCAGAGAUAAAAUGGACUGGUGUUGGUCAUAAUCUGUCUAAAAUCUCUACACCAGCACUAAAGACUGGUCUGAAUACAACACCUCCACAGCAGGCUUCACCUGCAAAACCAGAACUUGCCCAACUGUACUCCUCCAGCAUUAAAAGUGACGUUAAAAUAAAGCAAGACAGUUGGAAAUCAGAUGUAAAGCCAACACAUAAAUUCUCAUCCAUUAGUACCAAUAGUACUUCUUCUGCAUCCGGAGGUGCUCUUCACAGGCUUUACAACUCACCCAACACCACAUAUGAGAAUCCAAGCCCUCUUUUGCUCUCUGAUAUGAAGGAAAGAAAAGGCCUCAGUGCCCUAAAGGCCAUGUCAUCAGAGAGAAGAAUGUGGGACGUGGAGGAUUUCAGUGGGGAUGUAUCUCCUACAGUUGAUGACCACAGUCCACAAGCUGACACCGGUCUUUAUUAUCGCAAGUCUGAGCCAGACAACAAACCUCUGCCAGCAUUACAUCUCCCCUCUGCUUCAUCAGGUGAGAGAAGAGCUACAGAUUUGUUGUAUAAUGUUCCCCGCUACAGGACCCAUGACAUUAAACCACCACAAGUUGCCCCACCUCCUAUUCCUGUAACACUACCGCCAGAAGAGGCCGUUGGGCUUACAUGGAGAUCUCCACAGGACAAUAAGAAACAAGGCUUGGAAGGAAAUAGAUCCUAUCAGCAACAGAGACAAAACACAGAGGAACCCGUUGUUUCUUCGCUUACACAAGAAUACCCACCAAUCUAUUUAAACACUUCAAACAUCACUCAUGUUUAAUGACAAGUCAAUUCAUGCUAAACACUUAAAAAGCCACCCAGAUGAUAGGCAUGAUUCUUUGAGCUUAAGUUAUCCAGUGAAUGUCAAAAACAUUGUGAAUUGUAUAUUAUGUGUGACUUUGGAAUGAAAUGUAAGCUAUAAUCAUUUGUUGGUUAGAGCUGCCACAGAGCGGUUAAAUGCAGUCUUUAAUGAUGCACCAUGGUUAUCUUUUAUGUUUGACUUAUUUCUGCAAAAUAAGAUGCCAAAUCAGUUAUUUACUUGCAUUCAUGAACAGAAUUUCUGACUUCUGAAGGAAGUCCGGUGUGAUGGCUACAUUCAGCGAUGUUUAGUUUUAACCUGUUAAAGACUAAAUCAUGAAAUAAUUUACAGAAUUUUUUUGUAUCUCUAAUUGAACAUUUUAGCAAAUAAUAAUAAUAAAACAAUAUAUCAAUUUGCACAUA
This is a messenger RNA of Oreochromis niloticus (Nile tilapia), 8808 nucleotides long. RefSeq names its product leucine rich repeat containing 66 (gene lrrc66). The record is from RefSeq and is a predicted model, not a curated record. The transcript is spliced from 5 exons. NCBI's taxonomy places the organism in Eukaryota, Metazoa, Chordata, Actinopteri, Cichliformes, Cichlidae. The coding region runs from base 104 to 8368 and encodes 2754 amino acids. Gene Ontology annotation, cellular component: nucleoplasm; nucleolus. Gene Ontology annotation, molecular function: protein binding.